Molecule: messenger RNA, 2144 nt
Organism: Camellia sinensis
Lineage: Eukaryota; Viridiplantae; Streptophyta; Magnoliopsida; Ericales; Theaceae
Source: RefSeq, a predicted model, not a curated record
CUCUCCAAAAUAAAUCAAAACCAUUUGUAAUUUCGCUUGAGAAAAAGAAGUGCAAGUAUGUCAAGUGUUGUUUGUUCCAAAUUUGGAUGUUGGAAUUGGAAGCCAAGGCUAUAGGAAAAUGUUUGGAAUCAUUACUGCAAGUUAUAGAUUCGAGACUCAACUGAGAUGCAAAAACAGAGUGUCAGUCAAUGAGAGCAAUUUUACAUCUCCUUCGCUCACACUCUUCUCCUCUCUCCCACUUCAAUUUUCAUAUCCAUCUCUGUCCUCGUUUCUUCUCAUCAUCAUCUUCUCGCUUUCACCUUCACCAACCCACCUCCGAAGAAGCACUGCAACAACACUCUCACCAUACCCAACACCUCUCCACAACUUCCCACAGAGAAAAACCAUUGAUUUCUCUCAUAAAAUCAUGUUCAAGAAACAACCAUUUGGUUCAAAUCCAUGCCCAUCUCCUCCGAACAUCUCUCCUCCAGUCCCCCAUCAUUUCUCUCGCCUUCUUGACCCACAUCGCUCUCUCUCCGUCCCGCAAUCUGAGCUAUUCCCUUCGAUUUUUCUCUCAAAUUCCGAAGCCCAAUAUCUCUCAUUACAACAAUAUGAUCAGAGUUUACUCAUUGAGUAAUUCUCCUGAGGAAAGCUUCAAAUUUUACCGAGAAAUGCGACGAAAUGGUAUAAGCCCUGACCCAUUAUCUUCUUCCUUUGUAACCAAGUCUUGUAUUAGAAUGAAUUCGUUAUUGGGUGGUUUGCAAGUUCAUGCUAAGAUUUUGAGUGAUGGGCACCAAUAUGAUAGUCUUUUGAUGACUACUCUGAUGGAUUUGUAUUCAAUUUGUCAGAAGUGUGAUGAUGCUUGUAAGGUGUUUGAUGAAAUGUCUCACAGAGAUACUGUUGCUUGGAAUGUCUUGAUUUCUUGCUACACUCAUAAUGGUCGAACCCGGGAUGCUUUGGGUGUGUUUGAUACGAUGCAGAGCUCGCGGUGUGGUUCUCAACCUGAUGAUGUUACUUGUCUGCUUGUACUUCAGGCUUGUGCCAAUUUAGGUGCGUUGGAAUUUGGCGAGUGGGUUCAUAGUUUUAUUCAAGAACAUGGAUAUGGAAAUGCUCUCAAUCUAUGCAAUUCUCUUUUAGCAAUGUAUUCGCGAUGUGGAUGUGUUGAUAAGGCUUACGAGGUGUUUAAGGGCAUGCCUAAUAAAGAUGUGGUUUCUUGGAGUGCAAUGAUUUCGGGUUUAGCAAGUAAUGGACAUGGAAAAGAAGCUAUUGAAGCAUUUAGGGAGAUGCAGAGAAUGGGUAUUGUGCCUGAUGAUCAAACGUUUACAGGGGUUCUUUCUGCUUGUAGUCACUCUGGGCUUGUUGAUGAAGGUUGGAUGUUUUUCAAUUCUAUGAGUAAAGAAUUUAGGAUAAUGCCCAAUGUCCAUCAUUAUGGUUGCAUGGUUGACCUCUUGGGUCGUGCUGGUUUGCUUAACCAGGCCUAUGAUCUUAUUCUUUCAAUGGCUGUUAAGCCAGAUGCUACAAUGUGGAGGACUUUGCUUGGAGCUUGUAGGAUUCACUGUCACGUUACCCUCGGAGAACGCAUUAUCGAACAUUUGAUUGAACUCAAAGCACAAGAAGCAGGGGAUUAUAUUCUGUUGUUGAAUAUUUAUUCUUCUGUUGACGAUUGGGAGAAAGUGAUAGAAGUGAGAAAAUUGAUGAAAGAGAAAGGAAUCCAAACCACACCGGGAUGUAGUACAGUUGAAUUGAAAGGAGUAGUACAUGAGUUUGUAGUCUACCCAGAAAAAAUGUCGUCUUCAAGCAUUGGAGGUGGAGAAGGACAAAUGUUGAGGUUCAUGAGCAAGAAAUGUCCUUGUGAGAGAAAAGCAGCCAUUAGAAUCGUGGAGUCUGAGAAGCUUUCAAAAGGUAGGUUGUACUAUGUUUGUGAAAAUGUGGGUUUGGGGGGUUGUGAUUUUUGGGCUUGGUGCAACCCAAUUGGAUAUGCUCCCAUCUAUGGAAAAGAUGAGAUUGAUGAUGAGAAGCCAAGAGUUGAGGAAGAUGUGCAGUUUAAUGGAAGACUGAUGAAGCUGGAGAUGAAGAUGGAGGCACUGACCAUGAUGAUGAAGACAUCGAUAGUGGUUUUGCUUGUGUGUUUCAUUUCCACCAUGUUAAUGUUCAGUAUGAAAUAA